Molecule: messenger RNA, 2604 nt
Organism: Xenopus tropicalis (tropical clawed frog)
Lineage: Eukaryota; Metazoa; Chordata; Amphibia; Anura; Pipidae
Product: cleavage stimulation factor subunit 3-like
Exons: 19
Coding region: 88-1941 (617 amino acids)
Biological process (GO): mRNA 3'-end processing; RNA processing
Cellular component (GO): mRNA cleavage stimulating factor complex; nucleus
Source: RefSeq, a predicted model, not a curated record
UGGCAGCUCUGCAGAUGCCCGUACGGGCCAUGGAAGGUAAAAGCUAAAAAUGAUGACAAAGUUGAAAAGCUGUUCCAGAGGUGCCUCAUGAAAGUCUUGCACAUAGAUCUGUGGAAAUGCUAUGUGUCCUAUGUGCGGGAAACCAAAGGGAAACUGCCAAGUUACAAGGAGAAAAUGGCACAGGCGUAUGACUUUGCGCUUGAUAAAAUUGGCAUGGAAAUCAUGUCCUAUCAGAUAUGGGUCGACUACAUCAAUUUCCUGAAAGGAGUUGAAGCUGUGGGAUCUUAUGCUGAGAACCAAAGGAUUACGGCCGUCCGCAGAGUUUACCAGCGAGGCUGUGUCAACCCCAUGAUUAACAUCGAACAGCUUUGGAGGGAUUACAACAAGUAUGAAGAGGGUAUCAACAUCCAUUUGGCAAAGAAAAUGAUUGAAGACAGAAGUAGAGAUUACAUGAAUGCAAGAAGAGUUGCAAAGGAAUAUGAAACGGUGAUGAAAGGUCUGGAUCGCAAUGCUCCUUCCGUGCCUCCUCAAAACACACCCCAGGAAGCACAGCAGGUGGAAAUGUGGAAAAAAUAUAUACAGUGGGAGAAGAGUAACCCUCUGCGAACAGAGGACCAGACCCUAAUAACAAAAAGAGUUAUGUUUGCAUAUGAGCAGUGUUUGUUGGUACUGGGACAUCAUCCGGACAUCUGGUAUGAAGCCGGACAAUACCUUGAACAAUCUAGCAAGCUGCUUGCUGAAAAAGGGGACAUGAACAACGCUAAACUGUUCAGCGAUGAAGCUGCCAAUAUCUAUGAGCGGGCAAUCAGUACACUUCUAAAGAAAAACAUGUUGCUGUAUUUUGCCUACGCAGACUACGAAGAGAGGAGGCGGGGCAUGCCUGUGCCUAUAAAUAGACACUGCCAGAGCCGGAAGUUUGCUAGGAGAGCUGAGGGCAUCAAAUCUGGGAGAAUGAUUUUCAAGAAAGCCAGGGAAGAUCCCAGGACCCGUCAUCACGUUUACGUCACUGCAGCCUUAAUGGAGUAUUACUGUAGCAAGGAUACAUCGGUGGCCUUCAAGAUUUUUGAGUUAGGACUAAAGAAAUAUGGAGACAUCCCUGAAUAUGUCCUUGCCUACAUAGAUUAUUUGUCUCACCUUAAUGUGGACAAUAACACAAGAGUAUUAUUUGAACGAGUUUUAACAUCAGGAAGUUUGCCUCCCGAAAAAUCAGGAGAGAUUUUGGCACACUUCCUGGCCUUUGAAAGUAACAUUGGAGAUUUAGCUAGUAUACUGAAAGUGGAAAAAAGGAGAUACACAGCAUUCAAGGAGGAGUAUGAAGGGAAGGAGACAGCACUUCUUGUGGAUAGAUACAAAUUUAUGGACUUGUACCCCUGCUCCACAAGUGAACUGAAAGCUUUGGGAUACAAGGAUGUAUCGAGAGCCAAACUGGCAGCACUAAUCCCAGACCCUGUGAUAGCUCCAUCCAUAGCCCCUUCGCUGAAGGAUGAUGUUGACCGAAAACCAGAGUAUCCCAAACCUGACACGUCCCAGAUGAUCCCUUUCCAGACGGGACAUUUAGCUCCACCUGGACUCCAUCCUGUUCCUGGCAGAGUAUUCCCAGUCCCUCCAGCUGCAGUGAUCUUAAUGAAGCUGCUUCCUCCCCCCAUUUGCUUCCAGGGCCCAUUCGUACAGGUUGAUGAGAUUAUGGAAAUCUUGCGGAGGUGCAAGCUGCCGGACACAGUGGAAGAGGCGGUGAGGAUCAUUACAGGAAGCCAGGCAGAGAUGAACAUGGAGGGGAACGGACCAGUUGAAGUCAACACACUACUAAAUAAAUCUGUGAAAAGACCCAAUGAGGAUUCCGACGAUGAAGAAGAGAAGGGGUCUGUGGCCAUCUUUCCUUUCUCAGUGAUUCCUUGUGGCUGGGCGGUGCACAUUGCUUGUAGAUUGCAACGUAGAAGCUAAAAGCUGAACAUUUACACUACUGAGCCCAGGGCCAGAGGGAUGAUCCAGAGAAAGGAAAAAGAUGGUGCUCACUAGAAUACAACUCUGGCUCUGAGGUAACGGAUAAUAAUUACUGGGGGUACCUAACUAGUCAGCAAGCCAAGUGAUUCAGUCUUUCCUUGUCCUUAAAGUGGCCAUACAUGGGCUGACCCAUACUGGAUGGAACAGGUGGAUAUCAUACAAGGUAUGGCCAGAUUUAUAUUGUUCUUUAUUUGCCAUACAUGCCCAGAGGGUCAGGUAAAAUUAGCCAAAAUGCCUCACCAGAUGUGGGCAUACAUGGCAAGCUUAAGGCCCCAUGCACAACGCUGGUUUUUGUUCAUUAUUGCAAUCAUUCGCACUGUCCUUACCAAGCUGCCGCAUUUCAGUGGAGGUCACAUGGGUACAUGAACAGCAUGCAGUCGAUGUCCAGGCAACCAAUCAAGCCUCAUUUUAUAAAAGGGGUUUUUACUGUAAUAUUUAGCUAAACAUUUGCAUUUUUAGACCAAUCAUUCUGAGCACUGUUGGGUGGGAUUAUGGAUAAAAAGUGCUGAGUUUCAGUCUUACAUCUCUUUACCCCCAACUUACACAUCCGCCACCUUACCAAUGAGAUUGUGCUAUACCAUAGCAUCGUACAACUAUUUAGUA